AUGAAUAUCGUCGUAUUGAAAGCUCUUCUUCUCGGUGUAAUGGCCGCUACGACCGUUCUGUUUGGCGUUAUUCCAUUAAAGGUAAUAGUCUUCCAAAUUCUUUCUAGAAAAUCCGGAAAAUUCGAACAACGAGCAUCCUUCACCAUUUCUUUACUGUCAUGUUUUGCUGGUGGUGUUUUUCUGGCAGUGUGCUUUCUCGAUAUCCUGCCAGAAGCCUACGAAUCGUACGAAAGCUGGAAAACUGCAGCCAAGUACAAGAGUGAAUACCCUUUUGUCCCAUUGAUGUUCACAAUUGGAUUCUUCCUAGUGCGAUUACUCGAGGAAAUCGUGGACAGAUUUUGUGGUCAUGAAGAGUAUGCGUGGGUGAUUUUUACUCACCUCAAUAUGGACGAUACAACAGUAUCAGUGGCGUCGCUGUUCUUUGGAAUCAUCGUACAUAAAGCUGUGGUGUCAUUCUCUGUUGGAAUGCGUCUUGCUGAAGCACAUACACAUCGUCGAUGGCUAGUUGUCGCGCUCAUCUGCGCUUUCGCCAUCGUUGCCCCUAUCGGAGGCGCAGUGGGAAUUGUCCUUCAGGUACGCGAAGUUAUUCUCAAAAAUCGAUAUACAUUUACAACAUAUAAGUAUAUUACCCACUUCUGUUGCUGGUAG
Messenger RNA from Haemonchus placei, 648 nucleotides. The record is from the annotation of a GenBank genome assembly. Lineage: Eukaryota; Metazoa; Nematoda; Chromadorea; Rhabditida; Trichostrongylidae.